AUGGAAGGACUUGAGUCGAAUUUGGAUAUACACGGGGUUCCAAGGAAGAACGUGACUGAGGUGACGAUGUUUAUAUUGAUGGGCUUUACAGAUGAUUUUGACCUGAAAGUUGUAUUAUUUUUACUCUUUCUUGCAAUCUAUCUUUUUACUCUAGUAGGAAAUUUGGGCCUGGUUGUACUGGUCAUUGUAGAUGCCCGCCUCCACAAUCCCAUGUACUAUUUUCUCAGUGUCUUAUCAUUUUUAGAUGCCUGCUAUUCUACAGUAGUGACCCCCAAAAUGUUGGUCAAUUUCUUAGCAGAAGAUAAAUCCAUUUCGCUCUAUGGAUGUGCAGCGCAGAUGCUCUUGUUUGUUACUUUUGGGAGCACAGAAUCAUUUCUAUUGGCUGCAAUGGCUUAUGAUCGCUACGUCGCCAUCUACAACCCUCUCCUCUACUCUGUGCGCAUGUCACCCAGAGUGUAUGUGCCCCUCAUCAUAGCCUCCUAUGUUGGUGGUCUUGCCCAUUCUAUCAUACACACAGCGGCCACUUUUAGCCUGUCUUUCUGUGGAUCCAAUGAAAUCAGGCAUGUCUUCUGUGACAUUCCCCCAUUACUUGCUAUUUCUUGUUCUGACACUCAGUUAAACCAGCUUCUACUCUUCUACUUUGUGGGAUCCAUUGAGCUGGUCACCAUUCUGAUAGUCCUGGUCUCCUAUGGUUUUAUUCUAUUGGCCAUUCUGAAGAUGCCUUCAGCUGAAGGGAGGAGAAAAGUGUUCUCCACCUGUGGCUCUCACCUGACGGGAGUGUCCAUUUAUCAUGGGACGAUCCUCUUCAUGUAUGUGAGACCAAGUUCCAAGCAUGCCUCAGAGCAUGACAUGAUCGUGUCGAUAUUUUACACCAUCGUGAUCCCCAUGCUCAAUCCCGUCAUCUACAGUUUGAGGAACAAAGAUGUGAAAGCAGCAUUUCUAAGAAUGGUAGAGAGAUAUGGCUUCAUCACUAAAGUACACAUUUAG
This is a messenger RNA of Dipodomys ordii (Ord's kangaroo rat), 987 nucleotides long. Its product is annotated as olfactory receptor 1094-like. Gene Ontology annotation, cellular component: membrane. The record is from RefSeq and is a predicted model, not a curated record. Lineage: Eukaryota; Metazoa; Chordata; Mammalia; Rodentia; Heteromyidae. The coding region runs from base 1 to 987 and encodes 328 amino acids. Gene Ontology annotation, molecular function: olfactory receptor activity; odorant binding; G protein-coupled receptor activity. The transcript has a single exon. Gene Ontology annotation, biological process: G protein-coupled receptor signaling pathway; sensory perception of smell.